AUGCCUAGGCAAAGGAACACCACCGGCUGGUCGUACAACAACGCAGCCGAGUCGUCCAAGUCCGGCGCAAGAGGACCCGCCUCUCGAGUGACCGGAGCUGGCAAAAAGGCAACCGCGCAGAAGAAUCAGCUCUACUCGAAGCCGAUCCCAGUCGCACUCGACGUCACGAGCCCUGACGCCGCUGUAAGUAGCAAAGCACAGGACACGCUAUGGUCGUCGCUCUGUUCGCUUUUGACACUAGGCUACUACGCAUCGUCCAGCGCCUCUAGCAGCCCCGUCCAGAAGAGCCACAAGGGCAAGGAAAAGGUCUCGGUCUUCUACGAUCGCCAACUGCAGACCGUCUGGGUCGAAGAUCUGGAUGAAGGCAUCCGACUGCUAUGGCAACGUGGCUUCUUCGGCAAAGGCAAUCUCUCGCGCUCCGAACCGACGUGGCGCCAGCGCAAGGUCAACGAAAUCGAUGCGUUGCGCAAAGGUCGAAUGACCGCCGAGCAGCUUACACAGCAGAGGAGAGAGGAGAGAAAGGCGCUCAAGAUUGAGCGAGCGAGAGCAGCGGUACGAGCAGGUCAGCAGCUGCCUGAUGGUAUCUUGGCGCUGGGAGGAGAGGUGACGGAGGCGGACCGCGCGCCUGGUGCAUCGCACGAUCGAUUGAUGGCGGAUAUUGAGAGGCAGGUGGAGGAGCAGCUGGAUGGCGAAGACGCGGAAGAGCAGGAAGGGCCAGAGUCGACAGCCGCAGCGAAGACAGGAGGCAUGAAUGAGCUAUGGACGGGUCAAGAAGAGGUGCCGGACAUCGUGCCUGGCGUGGCCCGCAUCAAGGGUCUCAAGUACUUUGCGGAAGAAGUCAAGGCUACGCAGGCGCGCAAGUCGGCCAGCACGACUGCAACACAGCAGGACGACGAGAAGAUGCUGCUGGACGAGGACACCGACGACACAGCAGAUAUCGAUGUGGUCGACGUGGAGCGCAUGCAGCUUUCGCUGGUGGAAGCGUUCUUCCUUUCGUCCAUGUUUGGCUGCCUCGACAUGGUCACCGCCGAGAAUGGGAGCGUCACCCUGCCGCUCAGCCUCGACGACUUCUACACGGCCUGCCUGCAAUCGAGCUUGCCGCACGCCCUGCUGGAUCUUCGUAACCGCGGACUCGCCGAACGACAUCUCGAAUCGCUCUACGCUCGACCCGACAACCCGUUCCUGAUCAACUACGUCGCCUACCACCACUUUCGCUCGCUCGGCUGGGUGGUCAAGACGGGCAUCAAGUUCUGCGCCGAUCUGCUGCUCUACAAGCGCGGACCUGUCUUUUCGCAUGCCGAAUUUGCGGUGGUCAUCAUCCCUUCGUACGAAGAUCCCGCCGACGAGAAGUCGAGCCCGUUCGCACCGCAUCCCAACGCGGGCCGCAAGGACUGGACGUGGUUCAGCACGGUGAACCGUGUGCAGAGCCAGGUGCUCAAGACGCUCAUUCUGGCGCACGUCUUUGUGCCUUCGCUGAAGCGAUGUCCGCUCGAAAAGCUCACGACGCCAGAGACGUUCUUCGAGUCGCUGCGCAAGGGAGAGAGCUACGCGGUCAAGGAGGUGGCCAUUCGACGAUGGGUUCCGGCAAGGAUGAAGCCGUGA
Messenger RNA from Kalmanozyma brasiliensis GHG001, 1602 nucleotides. RefSeq names its product tRNA intron endonuclease, catalytic domain-like protein. Gene Ontology annotation, cellular component: tRNA-intron endonuclease complex. The transcript has a single exon. The record is from RefSeq and is a predicted model, not a curated record. Gene Ontology annotation, biological process: tRNA splicing, via endonucleolytic cleavage and ligation; tRNA-type intron splice site recognition and cleavage. Lineage: Eukaryota; Fungi; Basidiomycota; Ustilaginomycetes; Ustilaginales. Bases 1 to 1602 code for a protein of 533 amino acids. Gene Ontology annotation, molecular function: nucleic acid binding; tRNA-intron lyase activity.